UUUGUUUACUUGAGUGAUCAACAUGCACCAUCAUUGGUUAUCGUAUUUUGAAGAAUUGAAGUUGUGGAUAUAAAUUCAAAUCUGAAAAUGACUAAUCCAGUUGGACCUUUGAACAUGAGAGCUGACUGGGAUCAAGUUGGUUCAUCAGAACGGGAAAAGAAGCUUGUUGUAAACAAUGUUCUUACGUUUAUGUCGAACAAGAUUCAUGAAAUUCAACGUGGAAAACUGAUAGACAUAAUAAUGAAACAUAAUUUGUUUACUGAUGAAAUGAUAAGACAAGCUAGAAUAGUUCUCUGGGCUCAUUGUGCACCAGAGUCAUGCGGAUUUAACAGAGAAGGCUUACAAGUACGAAGGGACAAUAUUGAAAAUAUGUUCAAUCUUUUAUCUUUACUGAGCACAACAAGAAUGAAUGUCAAGUUCGUAGCAGACGAUAUUAAUGUUUUUCCAGCGAUACCACAUGAUGAAAUGAAUGAUGUUGAUAUAUCGUCACUUUUUGACUCCAUCGCUGGUCUGCAGGCUGACUUGUCAUCAGUUGUAUCAACAUUAUUACCAAUGCAGGAAAAAAUAUUUGAGCUAGGAAGAAAAGUUACAAGCGUGAAAAAAAAUUGUGCAAAAAAGGCUAUGACAAGUUGUUCUGAACUCUAUCAAGAUGACAGUGAUACAUCAAGACUAGAUAAAACUAAUACUUCAUUAUCGUGUGAUUCUCCAUCAGAUGCGUCUGUCAACAGUUUGAUCAUGCAAACUGAGAUCCCCCAAACCCCCGAUGUUCUUCCCAAUCCUCCAGAUGUUUUACUCUCACCCCCUCCUAUGAUCCCAUUGAAUAUGAGUGAUAUGAUUUUACCCACAAUGGUCAAUAAAGAACAUGCUCAAACCUUCGCUAAAGUGAAGCGACCAAAAUCUACCAUGAUACCAUGGCAAAAUAAUGCAAGGAGUUCUAAGUCAAAAUUAUACUCAAAUUUGCCCAGUAAGCUGAAAGGCAUGGCUAAAACCACUGACAACGCGAUAUCAUGCGCUAACUGCAAUACCACAAGGACGACACUUUGGAGACGAAGUGCAAAAGGAGAUCUUGUUUGCAAUGCAUGUGGAUUAUACUUCAGACUACAUGGGGUUCCUCGUCCUCUUGCUAUGAAGAAAAAUGGAUUACAAACUAGAACAAGGAAGGAGAAGAAAAAUAGAAAAAGCUCGACACCUCAGCACAACAAAGCAUCAAGUACAAGUCCAGGAUCUCUGAAAAACAGCACACCGAUUAUUGAUUCAUCAGCAAGAAGAAAUCUUGAAGAAUUUCCAUCUAUGAUCGCUUGGAGCAAAACUGUCCAUCAACUUUAUGGACUUGAUACAAGUAUGUCGUCACUUCCAUCUACAACUGAAAGUGCAUCGAUGUCUUUGCCACAAACCACUUCAUCUCCAGCUCUAAGUUCUGCUGUUAGUUCGACUACUUUAAAUCCACAUGCGGUUGUUUUGAAAUCAGAAACAGAUGAUCAGUUUUAGGUUUGGCUGCUUUUCGAUGGAUGAUUUUAUUCACUUUUUAUCCAUACGUUAUGUGAAUAUGGUAUGUGCCUGCUGUGAAAAUUUGCUUCAAAUUUGUUUCCAAUAUAAGCCUAUUAAAGUCCAGGCAGGGAAAUUAAAGUACCUAUCUUAGUCAGACUCUGAUGAUCAGUUUUUUUAAAAUUGUCUGCACUUCCAAAUAGAGAUUUUUUUACUUAAAGUUCUGUGCACAUCCUUUGUGUGAAUACAAUAUUAAAUAUAUAUGUCAUAUGA
Messenger RNA from Styela clava, 1758 nucleotides. RefSeq lists its product as uncharacterized. Gene Ontology annotation, cellular component: nucleus. Gene Ontology annotation, biological process: cell fate commitment; negative regulation of transcription by RNA polymerase II; positive regulation of transcription by RNA polymerase II. The record is from RefSeq and is a predicted model, not a curated record. Gene Ontology annotation, molecular function: RNA polymerase II cis-regulatory region sequence-specific DNA binding; DNA-binding transcription factor activity, RNA polymerase II-specific; zinc ion binding. Lineage: Eukaryota; Metazoa; Chordata; Ascidiacea; Stolidobranchia; Styelidae.